AUAAACCUUUCUGUAGUGUUCGUUUAGCGGUUUGGCCGACGUUAGACUAAACACGAGUGCAACAGCGUAAGGGAUCUUCCCGAUCAUGUCUUGGCCAAACAGUUGGCCCGCUGUGCAGCAGCAGCAGCAGCAGCCAGCCGGAUUGGUGCCAUCGUAUCCACCUCCAGUGGGCUCUGCUGCCGUCGCGACGUCCAGCAUCGCGGCUGGGACUGAUUUUGGAGCGCUCAGCUCAUACAAUCAGUGGCAAUGGCAGCAGUACCAACAACAGUACGCCCAGUGGCACGCACAGUAUGGGGAGCAAUAUGCACAGCAAACGGGCAACGCACUGCCCCCCGUAGCCACUCCAAUGCCGUCUGCCGUGGCUACGGUGCCGACUGUUUUUGCAGCCGUACCAACGUUACCCUCGUUUCCGCCUGUCAACUUGGUCGCUCCGCCGCCUCCCUCGGAACCACAUCCGGACGAGCUCAAGUCUCAAACAAAUCAACAAAAGCCUCCCUUACCGGAGGAACAGAGUGCCGAGGAGAUCGCCUUCGACGAGCAGUUCCACAAGUGGGAGCAGGAGUUCGAGGUGUGGAAGCGCAACAACAGCAACCACCCGGACAAGAAAGCGUACCGGGAUUACGAGCAAAAGUGUGAAGAGCGCCGCAAAAAGCUUCUGGAGCGGCGCGAGCAAUUGAGAAGAAAACGAAUGGAAAAGAAUGCUUCGCAGGCUGUGCCAGCACCGCCGCCGACGGUUCCACCACCGCCACCCCCUUCCGAACCGGAACAACCAACGGGCGACGGAGCUCAAGUAGCAAACGUGUUCAACCACGCGUCCGCCGGAGCGCACAGUGCGAGCGGUGGAAUCCCCGGAUUGGAUCUGAUCUGCGAAAAUCCCCCACCACAACUGAAAAAGCCCAAGCUGGAACCGAAUGCGGAUCCGGUGGUGGCGGUGAUCGAUUUAGAAGAAAAUGAUCCGACAGACCAGAAGCCCACUCUCAACGGUAUGAACCAGAGUCCUGGCUCUGCCCGCGCGCAAGAGACGAACGUGGAUGCGAUCAGUUCCUUGCUGAACGAUCCGAAGGUGAAUGCUCUGUUGCAGCUGGUCGGUAACACGAUGGCAUCGGCUGGGACCAACGGUGGAGGAGACGCUGUCGGCACGGUCACUAACCCCCUGAUGGUCGCACUUGCGCAGCUGACGCACAACCGGUCGGGCGCUGAUGGCAGCGGUGGUGAUCUGGUGAAACAGUUGCAAAACACAGUCGAAAAUCGCCCCAAUGGUUCGUGUCGUAAUGAGCGUGGCGCUGUCGGCCCGCAGACUAGUAGAUUUUCGAGCAGCCCGGCCAGCAGCGUAGCUAGCAGUAGCCGGACCACGCUGCCAGACUUUGAUCCUCGCAUUCCGCCACCAAUGAUCGAUGUGGAUCUUUCUCAACCACCACCGAUGUUGCCACGAGGGCGGAAUCACAAACCUCCAACGCAGAGGCGCGAUCGGUGGAGUGGCAAUCCGCCGGAUCGUUUCGAGCACCGGUAUCAGGGUAGUCCGGUGGCAAAAAUGGGUCGCUUCGAUCGUCCUCCACCAUCGCUAGGGUUCUCGCCGUCGGCGGAGUACCAGAUCGAUCCGGAACUAGGCCGGCCCGUGGCCGUUCCGAAACCGCUGUGGAUGACGGAGGACGAGUAUCAGGAGAUUUACGAUCGAUACGAGGACGUGCAAAGUUUCGAUGAGCGUAAACACAAAAUGGAACUGGCCAUUCAGGUGUUGAAGCAGAACAAAAUACGUGCCGGCCAGCUGCCGCCGGGCUACGAACGGCCGUUGCUUUCCGUCCGGGGCAGUAUGCCGAGGCCGAUGAUUAAGACCGAAAUCAAGCACGAACCGACCGAUGAAUACUUUCAACCGACGCAGGUCUUUGACUACAGUAACUGCAGGAGUGUACCUCCACCAUCCGUAACCCAGGAGCCACCGAUCGGGCGAGUGAUCGACUAUGGACACCAGGGUGCCGGAUCGCACGGUGUUUAUCGCCCGGAUGACCGAAGGGAUCUUCAGACUCGCCUGCGCAAUGCUCAAAAUGCGAACGAGAACCAGUUUGUUCAUGGCUCGCAACGCUUUGAUUACAACCACUCGAGCGUCUCGAACGCAGCCACUAGCAGUGGCAACUGCAUCGCGGAACAGCGCGAUGACCACCAGUGGCCGAUGGCAGCGGUGUUGCCGCACAACAAACCGAUCGACCGAUCCGUUUCUAGCCUGCAGCGCUUGGCCGAGAUGCACCUGAACCCGAAUCCCGAGGAAAGCAACCCGCACUAUCCUUGCAAGUUCAUACUGAUGAACGAUAAUCGACCCAACUGCUUGAGCACCAAGCGUGCCAAGCGGCCAUCGUCGAUACGGAAACAAAAGUUGAAGCAGCAACUUCAGCAACAACAGCAACACGAGCCGGCUGGUGGAAUCAGUGGUACGGUCGUUCCCGUCGGACUUGAGCCGGACUCGGAGCCAGGGCUGGAAGAGCUGAGCUCGGACAACGACCUUGAAGACGAUCGACCCGACUGGGGCAACAGUACCGACGACGGGGCCGCUAGCGGUCGGCAGUGUAAGAGUGAACCGCGCGACGACGAUCGCUCGGAGUCGGUAGUUUCUUCCCAAUCGUCGCAGCAACACGGAUUGCCCCCGCGGAUGAUCGAUAUCGAGGAGCUGCUGUUGCCCCCGGGACGAUUCAGUCGGCCGGCCCGUAUCUGUUUGCUCGUUCGCGGACUCCCGGGCAGCGGCAAGUCACACCUGGCCCGGUUGAUCAAGAACAAGGAGCAAGGGUUCGGUGGGGCAUCACCGCGGGUCCUCAGCCUGGACGACUACUUUCUGGUGGACAAAGAGGUGGAAGAACGGGACCCGGUGAGCGGGAAGGUAACGACGGUGGUCCGCGCGGAGUACGAGUUCGACGGGGAGAUGGAGGAGAUUUACAUCCAAAAUCUGAUCAAGGCGUUCAAGCGCACCAUCUCGGAGCGGUUGUUUAACUUCGUGAUUGUCGAUUGCUGCAACCAUCGGUUGGAGUACUAUUGCGAGUUUCACAACUACGCCCGGAGCAACGGGUUCAAGGUGUACACGUGCACUAUGCAAACGGAUGUGGACGCUUGCGCCGACCAAAACGUUCACCAUCGCACGGCCGCGGAGAUCCAAGUGUACGCCGACAACUGGGCCAUGGCCCCGGAUGAGCAUGUUCAGGUCAACUUCAACUCGUUGCUAGAACCGGAACCGUCGGACACGAAUGCAGUCGUCACCGAUAUGGACAUUGCGGCCGACGAUGAAUCCCUGCCAGAUGUGGACAGUGAAAACCAGCUGGAACAUGCCAACGCAUCACAGGACGACAGUAACGACGAUAGUGCGGCGGGUACCGCAGAGUGUGAUUUGUUCGCGAGUAAAUGGGACAACGACACCAGUGAGCAGAAUUUAGCCCGACUCGAUGGCACUAGUAAACCCUUGAAGCGCCCACCUACCCUGGAGGACUACUUGCAGCUGGACAACGAUGAGGAUGACGACGGCGACGACGGCGAUGAUGCCGAAGGUCGAGAAAAGGCGGCCGGCGUCGGCGACGGCGGCGCCGGUGGUGCUGUCAGCAAGAAGAAGAAACGUGUCCGAUGGGCCGACGUAGAGGAGCGGAAAGCGCAACGCAAGAUGCGUCAGGUGGGCUUCGUUGUCGGUGUAACGGAUUGGUCACGGAUGAUGGAUCCUACGAAAGGCAGCAGCGCCCUGACGCAGACAAAGUAUAUCGAGCGCGUGAAGAAACCGUCCGACGGGAAGUAACGCAUUGGCGCACUGCUCAGUUAUCCACCGGUGCCGGUGCGAGCGGGAAGUUCACCGGGGAAAGCCGUCGCACCGUUGGGUGCCCACUCGAGCGCACCCGAUUGCAAUUCAUGUUCCACGGUUUUGCAAUAAUGUGAAAUGGAAUUCAAUUGUUUAAAGGCUUUUCUACUGUGAGGCAACGGGCAAUCAUGAUUAACUCGCGCGCAUUGCAUCUCUUAUUGUAUAUUCUGAACCGGAUCGC
Messenger RNA from Anopheles bellator, 4004 nucleotides. RefSeq lists its product as uncharacterized. Lineage: Eukaryota; Metazoa; Arthropoda; Insecta; Diptera; Culicidae. Gene Ontology annotation, cellular component: nucleus. Gene Ontology annotation, biological process: regulation of telomere maintenance. The coding region runs from base 86 to 3763 and encodes 1225 amino acids. The record is from RefSeq and is a predicted model, not a curated record. The transcript has 7 exons.